AUGGAGCAAAUCUACCGGAAAAAUCGUCAAGGAACAUCAUUUUCAAAGCCUGGGUGGAACAACAUUCACUCUGCAUUCAAUGCAAAAACAGGAAAAUCAUAUGAGAAGAAGCAAUUGAAAAAUAGGCUCGAUAGCUUGAGGAAGGAUUGGAGGACAUGGGUUGAUUUAACCAAAGAGACUGGUGAGAAUCCCCAGUAUAAAAAGUUUAGGUACCAGGGGUUAAAGUUUGCUCAUGAAUUAAACACGAUAUUCAAGGGUGUGAUAGCAUCUGGAGAGGAUAUGUUGGCACUGUCUUUAACCCAACCUCAGACACAAGAGGAUGACGAAGAGAAUAUGUAUAGAGUUGAUACAGAUCUCCUUGAAGGAUUGGGGGAUAGCGAAGAAGAUCUUGGAGGUGCUAGUGUAGGAGUUACAGAUGAGAUGGCAGGCGUAAACUUAACAGCAAAAACUGCACCUAGUGGUUCAGGAAGCCAUGGGAAGAGGAAGAGAGGUGAAGGGUCUAGCAGGCAAACAAAGCAAAAAAUUCCAGCCUCAAGACAAAUAGCAGAUUCAGUUAGUGAAAUAGCUACUGCAUCUAAGGAUAGAACUGCAGUUCUAAACAAAAUAAAAGAGGUAUCAAUUUCUGAGGUUACGGCCGAAGUGCUCUGCCUUAAGGAAAUUACAAGUAACUCUGAUUCCGAAACCGGUGUUUAA
Molecule: messenger RNA, 693 nt
Organism: Neltuma alba
Lineage: Eukaryota; Viridiplantae; Streptophyta; Magnoliopsida; Fabales; Fabaceae
Product: L10-interacting MYB domain-containing protein-like
Exons: 2
Coding region: 1-693 (230 amino acids)
Source: RefSeq, a predicted model, not a curated record